This is a messenger RNA of Papaver somniferum (opium poppy), 1798 nucleotides long. RefSeq lists its product as uncharacterized. The record is from RefSeq and is a predicted model, not a curated record. Gene Ontology annotation, molecular function: cysteine-type deubiquitinase activity. Bases 442 to 1515 code for a protein of 357 amino acids. Gene Ontology annotation, biological process: protein deubiquitination. The transcript is spliced from 11 exons. NCBI's taxonomy places the organism in Eukaryota, Viridiplantae, Streptophyta, Magnoliopsida, Ranunculales, Papaveraceae.
AGAGAAUUCUUAUGAAAAGAAACGGAUUAUUUUAUUUUAUUUUUGUUUCCAUUCAAAGAAAAACCGCUUAAAUAAACAGCACCUUUCAUGACUCCACGAAAGUGUGAUUCCCGGCAUCAUUUCCUUAACCCUGUAGGAAAAACCUGUUCGAUCUUUAACAGGAUUACUAUAUAAUACCGUGACGUUCGCGGUUUUCUAAUUUUUUUUCGUUUCCGUAAAAUCCUCCAUCGUUAUCUCCCUGUUGUGGCGUCUCGUACGCGCUCUCUCUUUCUGAUCCUCUUUUUUCAAAAAUUCUUUGUAAUCUCCUUCCACUUUCGUUGGAUUUGAUGCUCUUUUGGUGUCUGAUUAGCAGUUGAAUUUGGGAACUUUGUUUCUCUUCGAAUUAAAGGUCUUUUGUAGGAGCAUACAGCUUGUUUCUAUUUGUGAAAGGUUGCAGAACUGAUGUUAACCCACGGGCAAGAUCCUGAUGUUGUACGUUGGGGCCUGAAUCUUCUUGAGGGUGAUCCCUUUUCUAAUUCUGGGUAUUGUGGAACUGUGACUCAAAAUGACAUCGUUUACUAUGAAGGGAACUAUGGAAACGAAAAUCAUUAUGACACUCAGCAGCAUAGCAAUGUAGAAAUUUAUCAUUAUGACACCCAGCAAUGUAGUAAUGUAGAGAAUGAUGAGAUUAUAGCACAUACUCUUCAAGAAGAACUAUCACAACUAGCAGUUGCAGAAGCAGCUGGAUCAUCUUCUCAUGUAGAGGAGGCUAAUUUUCAAGCAUCUAUUCUUGCUCAGGACUGGCUGGGUCCAUCCACACAUUAUACUUCUGUGCAUGAGAAUGUCCAGGAAGAGGGAAAUGAUGUGGGGCCUUCUAGUUCAUGUUCUAGCCCAGAAGAAAAACCGUAUAAUGGGGAAGAUUGGUUCUCUACACUAGAGCUAACAGAUGAAUCUGGUCUUGAUGGUGAAGUAGGGAAGAGGUUGUAUCAGAUGGUUCCCAUUCCUCAUGUUCCUAAAAUCAAUGGGGAAAUACCAUCAGUUGAUGAAGCGACUUCAGAUCAUCAAAGGCUGCUUGACAGAUUGCAGCUGUAUGAUUUGAUUGAGCUUAAGGUUCAAGGAGAUGGUAACUGCCAGUUUCGGGCAUUAUCUGAUCAGUUCUAUCGAAGUACUGAGCACCACAAGUUUGUCAGGCAGCAAAUCGUUAAUCAGCUGAAGUCUCAGCGAGAGAUGUACAAAGGAUAUGUUCCUAUGGAGUAUGGUGACUACUUGAAGAAGAUGUCCAAGUCUGGCGAAUGGGGGGAUCAUGUCACUUUGCAGGCUGCUGCAGAUUCGUAUGGAGUUAAAAUAUUUGUCAUAACAUCUUUUAAGGAUACCUGUUACAUCGAGAUUAUCCCCAGUGUUCAGAAAUCAGCUCGAGUUAUCUGCUUGAGCUUUUGGGCUGAGGUUCACUACAACUCCAUAUAUCCGGAAGGAGAUGUUCCAGCAUUUGAAACUAAAAAGAAAAGAAGGUGGUGGAUCUUUGGAAAUAAGCAUUAGUUGAGGAAUAAAUGAUAAACUUAUACGGCUCUGUUUGUAAAUUACUUUAGUUUGUGUCAUAUUAUACUUCCAUAAAAGAAACUUCUGUUCCUCAUGUUGAUGCUCUAAUGGUUCGUGUUUAUCAGGGUAAAUUUUAUGGAGCCAUUGUUCAACUGCACUGUGAUGUAAUGGUGGAGUUGUAAAGGCGCGCAUUUCUCUUUGUUAUUUCCCCCCUGCUUUGCAGUGCAGCUCUUACCUGUAUAUAUGCUCACCAGUCAUUACACCCCGUGUAUGAUUUUCUUUC